AUGUGCAAUGUUUCAAUUAACUCAAUUAUCUUGGUUGGUGGAUUUGCUGAAUCAAGUUAUGUAAUGCAAUAUAUGAGAGAAAGUCUCCGAUCUCACAAUAUUCCUGUAGUGAGGCCGCACUUACCAGAAUUAGCCGUAUUGAAUGGUGCUGUUCUGUUCGGUCAGAAUGAAAAGAUUGUAAAGUCAAUAAUUUUGAGGCAUUCUUAUGGAAUUGCAAUGACAAUGGAAUUUGUUCCAAACAAACACAAGGAGGACGAGAAAUAUGAAUUAGAUAAUAUGAUAAUGGCAAACAAUGUAUUUAGAAAGCAUGCCACUAUCGGGCAAACUGUUCCAAUUAAUGAAUGGAUUUGUUCAAAGGAAUAUUACCCAGAAAAUGAGAGAGACAGAAAAACUACUUUUUUUAUUUUCACAUCUGAUUCCGUAGAUCCUGUUCAUACAACAGAAAAGGGUUGUAAAUAUAUAGGCCAGGUUGUUGUAGAUUUCGGAUAUAACAGUGAUUCUACUAUGAGGAAGGCAGUGAAAUUGGAGUUCAAAUUUGGGGCGACAGAGCUCAAAGUUAGAGCCGUUACUUCGACCUCCAGCAAACAACACGUCAGCUAUUUUAAAUUACAAUGA
This is a messenger RNA of Ruditapes philippinarum (Manila clam), 615 nucleotides long. RefSeq names its product heat shock 70 kDa protein 12B-like. The coding region runs from base 1 to 615 and encodes 204 amino acids. NCBI's taxonomy places the organism in Eukaryota, Metazoa, Mollusca, Bivalvia, Venerida, Veneridae. The record is from RefSeq and is a predicted model, not a curated record. The transcript has a single exon.